This is a messenger RNA of Thlaspi arvense, 807 nucleotides long. The record is from the annotation of a GenBank genome assembly. Lineage: Eukaryota; Viridiplantae; Streptophyta; Magnoliopsida; Brassicales; Brassicaceae.
AUGUUCUCGUCGCGCACAGUCAUUCUUCUGUUUCUCUUCGAUGUGAUAGCUAUUAUUGGAUCCAGCAAUGGAAAGUCUUCUUCAAUAUUUCCUCAUUGGCAAAAACACAGGGCUUUAAUGGCUUCUAGACUUCUUCUCAUCGUCCUCCUCGUACUUGUGUCUCUCUCUGUAACUUCGGUAUAUUCUCUUGCCACAAGAGAUGCUGUUUUCAAACAAGACGGUGAAUCAUAUUUUUUGGCUACGAGGGAUCAAGGUUCUUCGAUGAUCGAAGUUGAAGAUAUAGCGAAAGCUCGAAGUCUUCAAGCGCUGGUCGCUGGCUCAAAAGUUGUUGUGAAUAAAGCUUCUAAGAGCACUUCAACCAAGAGUUCGAAAAAGAAAAAACAUAAGAGCAAGAAAGUAGGAUCACUGAAUGUUGGGGAGAUUGUCGGAAUCAUAUUCACAGCUAUUGUGGUUACCAUUCUGAUCAUCGGUCUUAUAUACUACCUCUUGUGCCUGUGGAACAAACAUAAAAAGUCUCCAAGCAGUGAACAAGAUACAGAAAAAAUCAACGGGUCAUCAGAAACUCAGACUUCCAAAACAGAGGAUGUUGUCUAAAAGCAUCGCUAGUACCAUCACCUGAGAGAACCAAAUAAAUUUCUGUGAUUUUUUAUUAGUUAAUUCUAUGUAAUGCGUUUCGUGCGUAUUAAAUUAUUGUUCACGUUACUUUUUUUUUUCUUGUACAUGCGUAUCAACUUUUAUGAACCCUGGUUUUUAAAUUCAGUAUCAAACUCCUGUCAUAUUGAAACUGAUUUAACGGGUAUCAAUUUC